Amborella trichopoda is the source of this 816-nucleotide messenger RNA. RefSeq names its product transcription repressor OFP17. NCBI's taxonomy places the organism in Eukaryota, Viridiplantae, Streptophyta, Magnoliopsida, Amborellales, Amborellaceae. Gene Ontology annotation, biological process: negative regulation of DNA-templated transcription. The record is from RefSeq and is a predicted model, not a curated record.
CAACAGUCACUCACAAAUACACAAAACUUCCUCAAAGCUCUCUCUCUUCUAACUUCCCCAACAAGCCAAAAAAAGUGAUCUCUCUCUCCUCUCUGAUCGCCAACAAAGCUCCAUUAGGAUACCUUCAACUUCACUCUCCAAUCAUUCCAACUUGCUCUUCAAUGUUCCACCCUUCUCCUCUAACCCACCAUGUCUCCAUGCCCUUAAAAAGAAGACUCCUUAGGACAUGGAGACUACUAAAGAGACCCAAAUUUCAGAUCAAAAGGCCCAUCCUCACAAACAUUUUCCGCUUUCGCAGCAGCAAGAGCAAGAAGUUUCUCUCUCUAAAAUACAAGACUAGCAAGAAGAAGAGGUUUCUCUCUCUAAAUUGUUUUUCACCAGAGGCCAACCCUGAGGAUAUGGACAUGGUGGGUGAGCUCAAAAGCUUAGGUGAAGGGGUUAGAGAGCCAAUUCUCUACCCUUCACCACUCACACCAGCCUAUGUCAAGAGACUUGCUAUGGGCCCAAAUGCUCCAAAGGUAAAUGCAAGAGAGGAUGCAUGCCAAAGUUUUCAAAAUUACUUAGUUGAAAUGAUAGUUGAGGAGGGGAAGUUAAGGGACCUUAUGGAUGUAGAGGAAUUGCUAUAUUGUUUUGGCCAACUGAGAUGCCCUGUUUAUGUUGAUUUGGUGACUAGAUUUUAUGCUGAGCUUUGCUCUGAUUUAUUUUCAGAGGGCAAUGGAGAGGAUAUGGAUGUGUUUCUAAGUAGGAAUUCUUAGAGGCCCUGAAUGUAUCAUGAUUUUGGGUUGUUUUGAAUGUGGAUUUUCAGUGUUUUUUUCC